This is a messenger RNA of Pteropus alecto (black flying fox), 1304 nucleotides long. It is a transcript of the gene ATPAF2, whose product is annotated as ATP synthase mitochondrial F1 complex assembly factor 2. The record is from RefSeq and is a predicted model, not a curated record. Bases 181 to 1050 code for a protein of 289 amino acids. Gene Ontology annotation, cellular component: mitochondrion. The transcript has 8 exons. Gene Ontology annotation, biological process: mitochondrial proton-transporting ATP synthase complex assembly. NCBI's taxonomy places the organism in Eukaryota, Metazoa, Chordata, Mammalia, Chiroptera, Pteropodidae.
CGUUACCCGGCGCGCCUUUGGCGUCAUGCGGAAGAUGGCGGCGUCCAGGGGAGUUUGAGGGCUCUGGGGAGGCAGUGAGAGUUUUCCGUACAGUCGGAGUGGGCAGUUUGGGGAUUCCUUUGCUCUGUGUUUCCUGCUCUAAGAUUUCGCACCGGUGGUCUUCCCACCCCUUGAAACGCAAUGUGGAGAAGCUACCUCCGCCUGCGGGACGGCGGACGCCGUCUCCUGAAUCGGCCCCCCGGUGGCCCCACGGUCUUCGUGGGGCUGGGGUCAAACACCCCAUCCCCAUCCCGGGCCUACGCUCCCCCGGCAGAAAGGAAGAGGUUUUAUCAGAAUGUCAGCAUCACACAGGGUGAAGGUGGCUUUGAGAUAAACCUGGACCACAGGAAGCUGAAAACUCCUCAAGCCAAGCUCUUUACUGUCCCCAGCGAGGCCCUGGCCAUUGCAGUGGCCACUGAAUGGGACUCCCAGCAGGAUACCAUCAAAUUCUACACCAUGCACCUGACUACAUUGUGCAACACAUCUUUGGACAACCCAACCCAGCGAAACAAGGACCAGCUGAUCCGAGCAGCUGUAAAGUUUCUGGACACCGAUACCAUCUGCUACAGGGUGGAAGAACCACAGACGUUAGUGGAACUUCAAAAGAAUGAGUGGGACCCAAUCAUAGAAUGGGCCGAGAAGAGAUAUGGUAUAGAGAUUGGCUCUUCUACCAGUAUAAUGGGGCCCAGCAUCCCAGCCAGGACUCAGGAGGUGCUCGUCAGCCACCUGGCAUCUUACAACAUGUGGGCCCUACAAGGGAUUGAGUUUGUAGUGACCCAGCUCAAGUCCAUGGUGCUAACUUUGGGCCUGAUUGACCUACACCUGACAGUGGAGCAGGCUGUGCUGCUAUCACGCCUGGAAGAGGAAUACCAGAUCCAAAAGUGGGGCAAUGUUGAGUGGGCUCAUGACUAUGAGCUACAGGAGCUGCGGGCGCGUACAGCCGCAGGUGCCCUCUUUGUCCACCUCUGCUCCGAGAGCACCACGGUCAAGCACAAGCUCUUACAGGAGUGAGGCCUGAGUAGUACGCACUGCAAACCUGGCAGGACAGCAUCUGCACAACCACGGGCUCUACCAGCCUGCAGGACACCUUGGCUCAGCCUCUACGUGGCGUCACCCUGAGAUGCCUGAGAUAUAGCGUGACUUUCUGGAGGUCAGCUUAAAUCCAACCUAGAUGCCUCUGCCCCAGCCAGCAUUGAGCAAGGACAUAAGUUAUACGAGUGACUGUCUUGACUCUGAUUUUAUUAAAUAUUUCUCCACUCUGGAAA